This is a messenger RNA of Spodoptera frugiperda (fall armyworm), 681 nucleotides long. Its product is annotated as microsomal glutathione S-transferase 1. Gene Ontology annotation, cellular component: membrane. The record is from RefSeq and is a predicted model, not a curated record. NCBI's taxonomy places the organism in Eukaryota, Metazoa, Arthropoda, Insecta, Lepidoptera, Noctuidae.
AUGGCUUCGAUAUCAUUGGAUGAUCCAGCGGUACAGUCGUACCUGCUGUAUUCCAGCGUCUUGGGCCUCAAAGUUCUGAGCAUGGCUUUCCUGACAGCCAGAGUGCGAUACGCCAAGAAUGUGUUUGCUAACCCAGAGGACGGCGGCGAAAAAGGAAAAGUGAAGUACGACGACCCCGACGUGGAGCGAGUUCGUCGCGCGCACCUCAACGAUUUGGAGAACAUUCCCGUGUUCUGGGUGCUGGGCGCGCUGUACCUGACCACGGCGCCCUCUGCCUGGCUCGCCACCACACUGUUCCGUGUGUACACUGCCGGCCGAGUGAUACACACGCUGGUGUACGCUGUCAAGCCGCUGCCUCAGCCAGCGCGUGGCAUCGCCUUCGGCAUUCCUCUCAUGAUCACAUUCUACAUGGGAGUCAAAGUAAUUAUGCACUACUCCAGUGCGCUGUGAUUUCUUAAUAAGAAUAUAUUGGACUGUAUUAGACGCGUGAUCAAUAAAAAAGUUGUGUGUACUCAAUCUACUCAUAACUUGGAGUUGUAUACUAAUGUUUGUUAGAUAAUACAAGUAUGUAUAAUCUUAUCUAAUCGUAUACUGUCGUGGUAGGCAACUGUAUACCGGCAAGUAGUACAUAUGACUGUUGUUUUUUAUACAAAUGUUUAAUAAAGAACGUUUUGCCCUAUA